UUGGCGUUACAUGAAUUCGACUCUAAUUCUCAGUAGACAAGACAUUUAUUACUACAGUCGAAAACGAGGGUCCGACGCAAGUGCCACAUGUCAAAGUCCGACUCGCGGCAGGUUGUGACUUGUCAUAAUGCAAAGGAAGAGACAUAAAAGUCCAAAAUAAUUAAGAGCCCUAACCAACCCAUCCCCAGCCACUCCUCCAACCGCCACCCCCCUCUCCUCCGGCAUAAAUACGCCCUCUCCCUCUUCCACUCUCUCCGCCACCGUCUCUCUCUCUCUCAAAUUUGUCUCUUCCAUUCUCUCCGGCGACAAUGUCGAGCCGCGUGACGCCGAUCACGAAGCUGACGGCGGUGUCGAGCAAUCCGAGCGGGUCGGGUCGGGUGUACCCGCUGACGGCGGCGGAUCACGCGAUGGGGACGCACAGCGGCGCCGUGGUGUUCUACUACGGCGAGAAUCCGUUCGGGUCGUUCAUAUUGGACCCGAUGAGGGAGUCGCUGUCGGAGGUCCUGACGCUGUACCCGACGGUGACGGGUCGGAUGAGCCGGUCGCCGGAGGGGAACUGGGCGGUGAGGGAAAACGACGCCGGCGUGCGGGUCACGAUGACGAAGGUGGGGGCCACCCUCGACGAAUGGCUGAGAUCUGCCGACGCGGCCGAGGAAGCAGAUCUGGCGGCGCUCGAGGACAUGCCGGAGGAUCCCUAUAUAUGGUCGCAUUUCCGUAUUCAGAUAAAUGCAUUUGAAGGAGGAGGUGUGGCCAUUGGAGUGAGCUUCACUCACCUGAAUGCAGACCCAACUUCUGCAACUCUCCUCUUGAAAGCAUGGGCAGAUACUCACCGAGGAGAAGGCGUUUUGCCACCGCUACUCACCCGCCCAACCUUCCCGUCCUCCGGGGACGACAAAGAAGUCCCUACAAAAUCAACUAGUUGUUACUAUGACAACAAGUCCAAAGCCACCCCUUGUCAUGUCAAAAUGGCCUCAGUUACCUUCAAAUUCUCCAACUCAACCAUAAGCCAAUGCUUAUCAGAAAUAGAAGGCCACUGUCCUGAUGCCACCCCAUUUGAUUUGCUUGCUGCACUCUUCUGGAAGCGGGUCCUGCACAUAAAGGGUCUGAAAAACGAUCAAAAUUGUUCACUCUCAAUCUGCACUGACUUCAGGAAGUUGUUCGAAUCUCCACUUUCACAAAGGUACUACUUUGGCAAUGCUCUACACUUCUCACAACUUUCAAUAAAACCCGAAGAAAUGGAGCGAUACGAGUUGGGACACGUCGCGGGUUUACUACACUGCCAUGUGCAGAGGCUCGCCGAGGAGGAGGGGCAGAUUUGGUCCACUAUGGACUGGCUCGAGUCACGAAAGGAAAAGGGCGGGAAGUACGCACCGCCUUUCCAGAUGUAUGGCCCAGAGUUAACCUGCGUCAGCAUGGAACACAUGGUGAACGGAAACGAGCCGUGGAUGUAUGCAACAAAGUUUGUGAGGGAUGCAAAACCAGUUCAUGUGUCCUGUAAUGUUGGGAAUGCUGAAGGAGAGGGAUUGAUGAUGGUCAUGCCUUCAAAUGAAGGAGGGCAAGCAAGGAAUGUGAUGGUGAUGCUGCCAGAGAGGGAGAUGGCUGAGCUUUGUGAGGAUGAAGCCAUAUUGAGCUUGAACCCAACAAUGCUCCUUGGUGGAAGCCAGGCUUAACAACCUACUUAUGCUACUUGCUUUUCUUGUACUUUAUAAAGUAGAUUAAUAUUUAUCUUUGUCUAAAUUCGUAUUUAUGUACCUCGGUUCGGUUCUUAAACAACUUAGUUCGCGUUAUGGGUCAAGAGCUGGAAUGUAUUGAAAUUAAUGAGAUAUUUAGGAUAGAGGUUUUUCAUUAAUGAUGCAAAUACAUGAUCAGUGUUCGUAAUUGUCAA
Momordica charantia (bitter melon) is the source of this 1885-nucleotide messenger RNA. Its product is annotated as acetyl transferase 1-like. Lineage: Eukaryota; Viridiplantae; Streptophyta; Magnoliopsida; Cucurbitales; Cucurbitaceae. The record is from RefSeq and is a predicted model, not a curated record. Gene Ontology annotation, molecular function: acyltransferase activity, transferring groups other than amino-acyl groups.